This is a messenger RNA of Phyllostomus discolor (pale spear-nosed bat), 541 nucleotides long. RefSeq names its product mammaglobin-A-like. The transcript has 3 exons. The coding region runs from base 105 to 386 and encodes 93 amino acids. NCBI's taxonomy places the organism in Eukaryota, Metazoa, Chordata, Mammalia, Chiroptera, Phyllostomidae. Gene Ontology annotation, biological process: androgen receptor signaling pathway. The record is from RefSeq and is a predicted model, not a curated record.
AGCCACCAGGAGAAUAAAUGGCUGCAUUCUGGAUAAUCGCCUCCAACCUGAGCUCCUUCUUCCUGGCACAUCGGAGUGACCAGUCCACAGCAACUGCCUGAGCCAUGAAGCUGGUGAUGGUCCUCAUGCUGGCCGCCCUCCCCCUGUACUGCUAUGCAGGGAUUGGCUGCGAUCUUUUGGAUGAUGUGGUCAAUACGACCAUUAAUCCUGAUGUGAAUGUGACUGAAUACAUCGAUAGCCUCAAAGGCUUCUUACCAGACGAAGAAACCGAAAAGGCCUUCACAUUCAUGAAGGAAUGCUUUCUCCAUCAGAGUAGAGAAUCUCUGGAGAAGGUCCAAGAGCUGCAGCAAGCAAUAUACAGCAGCGUUUGGUGUGCUCAGUACUAACUUCCACACGACCUCAGAGAUUAUCCACAAACCGACUGUUCACAGGUAGAAGCCACAGCUUAGAUUUCCUUCUUCAUCUUUGGAUCUACAAAUGCAAGACAAUUGUUGAAACCUCACAUACAUUUCCAUUUCAAUAAAGUAUCUGCAAAACGAAA